AUGGAACUUAUUAUGACGAGUAAUUCUGUUCGCGAAAAGCUCAUCGACUUUAACACAGCUAUUUCUAAACUUAGUCUAUUCAAUCCUUCUUCCGAAGCAACAAACUUAUUCGAUGAACUUCUGAAAUUUUGUUGCUCGACUGCAUUGGACUCAUCUAUAUUUGAACGUAUGCUGGAAACAGAUUUGGUUCUUCAAGCAGUAUGUGAUCAAUUGCGCCGUUCACGAUCGCAAUAUGAAUAUUAUCUCGAAAAGAAUUUGGCGAAGAUAUAUACCACCAAUCCUGGCCAAAAUUUGAUUGAACAAUUUUCCGACGAUGGUGAUUAUCAUCGAUUAAUUGAAUUUGAGAUUAAAAUGCUACACGAACUCGGCAUUCAGUUCUCUCAAAGUUCAAUACCAAAUGAUACAAGCAACAUUUUGGUAAACAAAAUAGCUUUUAUUGGUUCAGGUCCUAUUCCCAUCUCUUCCAUACUUAUUCUUCGUAAGUACGCUCCAUUUGCUGAUAUUUACAACUUUGACAUGUCAUAUGAGGCGAAUCAGUUGGCAUUAGGAAUAACAAAGCAAUUAUUACCUGGACAUCUAAUCGAAAGAAUGCAUUUCAUUACGCAGGAUAUUGGUCAGAAGUCGAUUCCAAUCGAAGUAGAAUCAAUCCUAAAAGAAUGUCAAAUCAUUUUUCUCGCAGCACUUGUUGGUCAUGAUGAAAUGACUAAAUUAGACAUCCUUCGAAAUGUCGUGAAGCACUCGAAAAAUGAGUCAAAUCCGACAAAAGUGCAACAUAUAGUGAUCAGAAGUACUGAUGGAUUAUGCCAAGUUCUAUAUCCCAAGCUGAGUCCUAAAUUAAUUAUAACACUUGAAGCAUCGCCAAGUAACGAAACACGAAGUAACAAGCAAAACAUUUCACUGGACAUACAAAAAGUUAGUCUUUCGGAAAAUGGCUCUGCUAUCUCAACGAUUAUCGCAAAAAUGAUCAAAAAAUAA
Molecule: messenger RNA, 975 nt
Organism: Adineta ricciae
Lineage: Eukaryota; Metazoa; Rotifera; Eurotatoria; Adinetida; Adinetidae
Source: the annotation of a GenBank genome assembly